AUGCAGUACACUGUAUUUAUAUACAGGUGAUUAAAUUUACCCGGAUUUUAAAAAUGAGAAGGAGGAGGAGGAGGAGGAGGAGGAGACACCAAUCAGAGUUUAUUUCAUAUUUAUGAUUGAUUGGAUAACAACCAUAUCAAGUUCAAAAGUAGUAGUUUUACAAGUUAUAUCAUUCAUUCAUAGACAUAACUGGUCUAUCAUAUCAUUAGAAUAUCAACAGCAUCAUUAGUUUAGUGGAAAAAGGACAAAUAAUAACAAUGGAAGAACAACGAAGGGCUGGUGUGAUUUCAGAGUCCGUUAGUAAACGAGACAAGAAACGUCAACUAAUAGGAACCAGAUUAACUCGAUUAGAUUCGAUGUUUAAGAAUGAUCGAGAUAAUUUUUAUCGAAAUCUGUUACAUGAAUUACAAGGUAAAUUAUCAACUUUACAACAAGGUGUAAAUGAAGAAUUUUUAAAUAAGAAGAAUCAAUUUGAAGAAAUUAGAGAUUAUGAAUUAACUAAAUUACGAUUAUGGGAAGAAUAUCAAGUUAAACGAAUUGAAACUGAAUAUAAGGAAGAUUUAUUUAAAGCUAAAGAAAAUCAUGAUAAAAUGAUUACUUUAAUUAAAGAGAAAUUAUAUGAUAAAUUACAAAAUCAAAUCAAACAACUUAAAGAAGAUAAAUUAUUAUUAAAUUUGGUUAAUGGAAAUCUGUGGAGUCAAGCUCCUACUAAUGAUAAGAGUUCCAGUACUAGUUCAAAUACUGCUGCUUUAAAUGCAGUUGCUUCAUCAUUAAAUUUAACUGAUAGAAGAUCAUUAAGAAAAAGAGAAUUAAGUUCAAGAUUCACUACUGGUGAAGCUGAUGAUUUAUCAGAUGGUGGCUUAUCCACUACCAACGCAUCCUCCAUAGCGAACAAUACUAAUAAUAAUGGAUAUACAUCAGCCACGGGGAAAAGACGAAGAUUAUAUUCCACUCGAUAUUCUUCAAAUGAUGAAAUGUCAAGUGGUAUUACUAGUGGAGUCAAUAACGUCAAUGGAAAUCAUAAUGAUCAUACCAAUGGAUCCACCUCCAAUAAUAAUCAAAAUGGAAGUUCCAAUAACUUUCUUAAACCAAAUUCAAAUAAUAAUAAUCAUCAGCAUGGAGCAAAUGGUACCAGUGGGAUCAGUAGUGGUAAUGAUUCGAAUCUAAGUGAUAAAGAUUAUGAUGCUUUGAAUUCAUUAAUUAUGGAAAAUGAUGAUGGAGGUGCAUCCCUUGUGUUAUUAGAUAAAUCAAAUUCAAAUAAACCCAAUACAAGAGGUUCUCAUAAACAAUUUACCGGUCUUCAAGGAUUAAAAGUUGAAGAAUUAAAUGAAGAUUUGAAUUUAUUAAGAAAUGCCAUCAUUAAAAAGGAUUAACGAAUAGUUUGUAUAGGUCAUUGUUGUAUAGUAGUUAUUGUAUAGUAGUUAGAGUUUAGUUCAUUUGUAAUAUUAGAAUUCAUCUGUCUUUUUUGAAAUUAGCCUUAAGUAAAAUACUGCAAACACAAAAAUGGAUUAACCGCUGAAAAAAAUAAAAA
This is a messenger RNA of Scheffersomyces coipomensis, 1531 nucleotides long. RefSeq lists its product as uncharacterized. The transcript has 2 exons. Lineage: Eukaryota; Fungi; Ascomycota; Pichiomycetes; Serinales; Debaryomycetaceae. Gene Ontology annotation, cellular component: Sin3-type complex. Gene Ontology annotation, molecular function: histone deacetylase binding. The record is from RefSeq and is a predicted model, not a curated record. Bases 258 to 1373 code for a protein of 371 amino acids. Gene Ontology annotation, biological process: negative regulation of transcription by RNA polymerase II.